CGGGUCUCCUCAGCUGAAAGCAGUAGCACAACAUCCAGAAUUCGUCGUGGACGACCACAACAAGACAUUAGCGACGAUGAUGAUCCAACAAGUCAAAAACGACGUCAUCGUCGUCUUUACGCUAGACAAUAUCGAGCUCAAAUGCGACAUAAAGUCGACGAAGUGAAAGUCUUAUCCGCAAAAUUGGAAGAAAUGCAACGCGUUGUUGAGCGUUUGGAAGCCGCUCUCGAAAGUGAACGACGCGAGCACCAGCAAAAAACAAUACUGCUCAACUCUAUGAUUCAAUCAAAACUGCUUCUUUGA
Molecule: messenger RNA, 303 nt
Organism: Cylicostephanus goldi
Lineage: Eukaryota; Metazoa; Nematoda; Chromadorea; Rhabditida; Strongylidae
Source: the annotation of a GenBank genome assembly